This is a messenger RNA of Hyphopichia burtonii NRRL Y-1933, 1116 nucleotides long. RefSeq lists its product as uncharacterized. NCBI's taxonomy places the organism in Eukaryota, Fungi, Ascomycota, Pichiomycetes, Serinales, Debaryomycetaceae. The record is from RefSeq and is a predicted model, not a curated record. The transcript has a single exon. Bases 1 to 1116 code for a protein of 371 amino acids.
AUGAAUGAAAUUGAAAGCUUUGGGGUAAAUACCCCCUCCAGUGAAGAGUGGUCUAUCAUCUCCUCUUCCGAUAUCGAUGAACGGUCCACUACUUCCUCCACUAAUGGCGAUUUAUCUACUAGAGAGGAUUCUCAUAUUGAUUCCACGGUUGAUUUAAACGCUAAACAAGAUUCAGAUGAUCUGGAUACUAAUACUAAUUAUAUAGAACAAUUGGAUUCAUAUAUCAGAUCAAAAUCAAGUGAUUUCUUUAAUACUUACUUGAGAAGUCAUUUACUUUUUUAUAAAACAAAGAUCAGUACUCUAAACGUACAAAAAAAAAUUGAAGCCUGGCAAAAAAAUCAAAACCAAACUAAUGUUUAUCAAUUUAACGAAAAUGAUUUGGGAUUUUGGGAUUACUAUAUCUAUCAAAGUAUCUUGUUUUUAGAAAAAAAUGAUGAACAGUUAUUCUACUAUAUAAUGGCAUUUUUUCUUUCAAUGACCGUUAUAUUAGUGGAUAUCCAAAGAUGGAAUCGUCCAAGUGUGAAACCCCAGACUUUCAAUGAUAAACUUUAUCAAUUCUGGGACUCUGUUGUUUAUGAAAAGGAAACUUCGUUCUGGUCAAAUUUGGGUUUCCCGCAAAAAAGGAAAAUGAAGUUUAAUAGUCAGUGGAUUCUAACUAAAAAUUACUUGAAAGAUGGUCCGUUUUUUUUACAGCACCAUUUGAACUUGGUUUGGGCAAAGUCGGGGAAUUGGCUAGAUUCUCUCUCCAGUAAACUGGCUGAUUUAUCCAACGAAUACUGGCCAAUUCUCAAGGAUUCUUUCAAAUCCCAUCUGCUCGAGUUAUCGAAACAAUGUCAGGUUUUCUACAAUCUCUCAAAUGAUACUGUUUCUAAAAUGUUAGUUCAACUCAAUCAUUCUUCUCUGACUUUGAAACAUUUUGUUAAAGCUUCUGCAAUUGAAACUGCAAAAAAUUCAAAACUGAUUUGGUGUAUUGGUAAACAUCAUUUCCAAACUGUUAUUUGGCCUGUUGCUAUUGAUUCAAAAUUAAAAUUUAAUCAAUUAUCAAUUAACGUGUAUCGGGAAUUAAAGUCUCUUCAAAAAGAAAUUAUUCAAGCUACUAGUCAAAUUGUCUGUUAA